AUGAAGCUGCUUAUAUUCGGGGCCACAGGAGCAGCGGGAGGGCUGACUGUCCGCAAAGCAAUUGAACACGGCCAUGAAAUAACGCUGCAUGUCCGUGAUAGGAGCAGGGUGCAGGAAGCUAUAUCGAGUUCAGACAGAGUCAAGGCUAUACACGAGGGUUCUCUCUCUGACGAGCCUUCGCUGUCGGCGGCAAUCAAAGGACAAGAUGCCAUACUAUCAUGCAUUGGCCCCAAGAGCAUAUUCGGAGACUAUGGCCGCCAAUUUUCUGAUGGAUACCGGCUGAUCCUCAAAUUAAUGCACCAGUACGGCGUUACGCGUAUCCUCGCCAUGUCGACGAUCAGUGCUUACGACGCUCGUGAUAAGUUCGGGUUCAUGAGAACUGCUGCAUACUGGACCGUACAUACACUUGGUCGUCGAUCGCAGAAAGAAAUCCUAGCGAUUGGGGAGGUGUUUAAGGAAGAUGGAGAGGGGCUGGAUUGGACUCUGUACAGGGUAGGUGUACUUGGGAAUUCAAAGGAGGACGGACACGUUGCGCGGACGGGCUGGAUCGGAGAUGGAAAGACGACCGUUUACCUUGAGAGGAGAGACUGGGCGAACUGGAUGAUCCAGGAGGUUGAGAGAGAGCAGCCCAAGUGGGUGCGUGAGAUGCCGGUUAUUUACUCGCCUUAUCCGGGGGGAAUAUGGUAG
Messenger RNA from Nannizzia gypsea CBS 118893, 687 nucleotides. RefSeq lists its product as hypothetical. The transcript is spliced from 2 exons. NCBI's taxonomy places the organism in Eukaryota, Fungi, Ascomycota, Eurotiomycetes, Onygenales, Arthrodermataceae. Bases 1 to 687 code for a protein of 228 amino acids. The record is from RefSeq and is a predicted model, not a curated record.